Parasteatoda tepidariorum (common house spider) is the source of this 1508-nucleotide messenger RNA. Its product is annotated as prostatic acid phosphatase. NCBI's taxonomy places the organism in Eukaryota, Metazoa, Arthropoda, Arachnida, Araneae, Theridiidae. Gene Ontology annotation, biological process: dephosphorylation. The record is from RefSeq and is a predicted model, not a curated record. Gene Ontology annotation, molecular function: phosphatase activity.
CUAAUAUUCUUUUUCCAGAGCUUUGUAAUCUAACUUUUCCAGAAACAAUUAUAUAGAACACAAUAUAUAGGCAAUAUGGAUGUUUUUUUAGUUUUACGUAAACUUGUUUCAAGCAAAAAAUGCAUAUUUUGACAUUACAAUUGACUUACUUCUUAGCAAAAUGCGAAUUCUAAAUAAAGAUUUGUUCUUCAUUUUCAUCGUCCUUGUUUUUGUAUUCAGCUUAAAAAAUAUUCUAGAAAGUUUUUUCCUGGUUUCACCAAGUUUACUGCAUCCUUUUUUUAUGGAACCUUUCUUAAUGGAAGCUGACGAUGAAGAACGAAAACUUGUACAACUGCAAAUGGUAAUAAGGCAUGGCCAUCGUGCACCGUAUCAGUCCUUUCCAUCAAAUCCUCAUAGUGGCUUUAUUUGGAAAGAAGGAUAUCAGUCUUUAACACUGCUGGGCCGGCUUCAAAAUUUUGCAAUGGGGGAUCACUUGCGAAAGGUGUACAAUGAUUUUAUUACUACAAAUCCAAAGGAAGUUCAAGUUUUUACAUCGGAGGCAGCCCGAUCUUUGUAUGGUUCAUAUGCGUUUAUGACUGGCUUAUAUGCACCUAAAAAAGAAUAUCAAUUCACAGAUGAGCUGUUAUGGCAACCUAUCACUACAAUAACCUCAGAAUAUGUUACAAUUUUUGCGAGAGCUCAAUGCAGCCGGGGUGACGAAGAGAGAGACGCUUUACAUGCUUCUAAAAUAUUUAACGAAACUAAAGAACGCUUUUCACAUUUCUACAGAUAUUUAUCUUUUCAUGCUGGAGGACAUGUUGAAAAUUGUUUUGGUGGAUCUCAUAUAGCAAAAACCUUGAUGUCACAGGAAGCUUACAAUUUAACAUCGCCUAUAUGGGCACGGCUGUAUUGGGAAGAGCUGCAAUAUCAGAUUGUACUUAACUAUUAUUUCUUAUAUGCGACAAAAAUUCUGCUCAGAUUUAGAGUAGGUAAUUUGUUGAAACACAUGAUCGGUAACAUUGAAAGGAGGAUAAAUAAAGAAGAUGUAGACACACGAGUAAUUGUUUAUUCGGGACAUGGAAGCACAAUUAACUUGAUAUUGUUCAGCUUGAAUCGGUUUAAUUUCUUGGAAACACCAACUGGUUCUGUUUUAGUGACAGAGCUCUGGAAAGAAAGAAAAAACAGAUACUCAGUCCGUUGGCUCUUGUUUAACUCUUCCCAUCCAGAGAGACACAUCGAUCCACCAGUCCCUUUGCACUUUGACGAUUGUGGAGGAGAAUUCUGCUCAGUAGAAAAUUUAAUCAACAGAAUAAAAGAUUUUAUACCAGUUGACUGGGAAAGCGAAUGCAAUUAUGAAGUACCCAUAGCCUUGAAAGAACUUGAUUUUGUAGCUAAUCUACCUUACUUCGGACUUCAGUUUGGAUCAUCAUCAGCAUCAUCACUUGUUUCAGUAGCUCUACAAAAUAUCAUUAUUGUUAAUGUGAUUGUGAUUACUUUUUAUUUAUCAAUAAAAUAGUUAGUUACUUCUU